Gracilinanus agilis (Agile Gracile Mouse Opossum) is the source of this 2049-nucleotide messenger RNA. RefSeq names its product suppressor of cytokine signaling 4 (gene SOCS4). Bases 248 to 1558 code for a protein of 436 amino acids. The record is from RefSeq and is a predicted model, not a curated record. The transcript has 3 exons. Gene Ontology annotation, cellular component: phosphatidylinositol 3-kinase complex. Lineage: Eukaryota; Metazoa; Chordata; Mammalia; Didelphimorphia; Didelphidae. Gene Ontology annotation, molecular function: 1-phosphatidylinositol-3-kinase regulator activity. Gene Ontology annotation, biological process: intracellular signal transduction; phosphatidylinositol phosphate biosynthetic process.
GUCGAACUCGGAAGUGGCGGUGUCGACCUAGCGAGCGGGCGGGCGGAAGAGGAGACCGCUCUGGCGGAGACGGAAACCGGGUGGGCCACGGGGCGAAGGAUUGGCGAUGGAGGCGGCUCCUUGGACAGCCAGGGUCAAGCUACAAUGCGGCAGAUACUUCCAUAAAGGGCCUAGAAGAAACUUCCUCCUUAAAAGCCUGAAAACCCAGCACAUGUAACACCUGUACUUGUGGAUAUAAACUGACAAAAUGGCAGAAAAUAAUACUAAAAAUGUAGAUGUGAGACCCAAAACAAGUCGGAGUAGAAGUGCAGACAGAAAAGAUGGUUAUGUGUGGAGUGGGAAAAAGCUCUCUUGGUCCAAAAAGAAUGAACACUCUUCUGAUACCAAUGCACCAGGUGCCACAGAGAAAGCUGAUGUCCCUUUUGGGAACCCAGAGAGGAAGCACAGCUGUUCAUCCAUUGAGUUGGAUUUAGAUCGCUCCUGUGGACACAGAUUUUUGGGGCGAUCUCUUAAACAAAAACUGCAAGAUGCUAUGGGACAGUGUUUUCCCAUAAAAAAUUGUAGCAGUCGACACUCUUCAGUGCUCCCUUCAAAAAGAAAAAUUCUUAUCAGUGAACUCAUGUUAGAUAAGUGUCCUUUCCCACCUCAGUCAGAUCUGGCCUUUCGUUGGCAUUUAAUUAAACAACAAACUGCCCCUAUAACUCCAAAAUCAGAUAACUGGAGAAGCACAGACUUAUCUGAAAGUGACAUGAGGGAUGUCCAGCUGAAGGAAAGAGGUAACAGGGAAGAAAGUAUAAACUCUUUUUCACAUAAUCAGGUUCAGCUGUGUGACAUGGCUACUGACAACCAUUCACAUAAAUGUGAUCCAAAAACUGAUUCUGUAAUGAACCUGACAUCUAAUAACAGUUUAGAAGAUAGUGAUAUGGAUUCAGAUGAUGAAAUUUUAACACUUUGCACAAGUUCUAGGAAAAGAAACAAACCAAAAUGGGAAACUGAUGAUGAAAUGCUGCAGUUGGAAACACCUCCUAAAUACCAUACUCAAAUAGAUUAUGUUCACUGUCUUGUUCCAGAUCUCCUUCAGAUCAAUAACAAUCCAUGUUAUUGGGGAGUAAUGGAUAAAUAUGCAGCUGAGGCAUUACUGGAAGGAAAACCAGAGGGUACCUUUUUACUUCGUGACUCAGCACAGGAAGACUAUUUGUUCUCUGUUAGUUUUAGACGCUAUAGUCGUUCUCUUCAUGCUAGGAUUGAACAGUGGAAUCACAACUUUAGCUUUGAUGCACAUGAUCCUUGUGUCUUCCAUUCUCCUGAUAUUACUGGACUACUAGAACAUUAUAAAGACCCAAGUUCUUGUAUGUUCUUUGAACCACUUUUAUCUACUCCUUUAAAUCGGACUUUUCCCUUUUCCCUUCAGCAUAUAUGCAGGACAGUUAUUUGUAAUUGUACAACAUAUGAUGGCAUUGAUACUCUCCCAAUUCCUUCAUCUAUGAAAUUAUAUCUGAAGGAAUAUCAUUAUAAAUCAAAAGUUAGAGUACUCAGGAUUGAUGUACCAGAACAGUAAUUUCAGGGAGGAUUAGUGGCAUUUGACUGACUGAUCACAAAAAAGCUCUUUCAUGGCUUUUCCAAGUUUGUUUGGGGGUUGUUUGGUUUUUUUGAGGGGGUUUGCCAUUUUGAAAUUUUCUACAAAGGUAGAAUCCAAAUUAAUUUGUGCCCUAACCUUUAUUUCUAGAUCCUUUGAGAGAGAGGUGGGACUGGUGAUACUAUAUUAUUUUGAUAUUACACACUUAAGGUUUUAUGUAUUUUAGGAAUUAAGUCUUCUGAGGUACCUUAUAGCAGUUAUUCUUUAGAUUUAAAUUUCAUUCAUUUUGGGAAUUAUAAUUGGCAGAUCUACUGAUAUGUUUAAAUCAUUCUGUAAGUGGCAAACUGAAAAUUGAGUAUUUUCUAUUUUAUAUGUUUCUUUGAUGUAUUACUGCGGUGUCCACCAUAUAAAGUAUAAUUCUUUGUUAAUUUAGUUCUAACAUUACCACUCCUAUACAUAAAAUAUUGUUUUUU